AUGAGGGUAUCGCCUUCAUCCCUUGGGGAAGGGCCUCGGGACUCCCAACCCAAAAACAGCACCGCCGAAAAUCCAAAUCCCUUCCUUGCCUCUCCGAAUCAGGGGCCAGCUGCCGGAGCCCAGAACCCCACCCACGGUCUCCCAGCAGGGUCUGAGACACCCAGACCACCGCCACGGCAGCCCAGCGCUCAAGCCCAGAUUCGCCCUCCGCCCCCUUCCUCUUUCGCCCAGCCCAGCCCAGCCUCCGGCGCCGCCCCCACCGAGUUCCCCAGCUUCAUGAAGGACAUUUCAAGCAUCACAGAGCUUCUCUAAAGGCUACACCUAGAAUGCUAUUGACAUUGCCUUUCAACAAUGAAGAAAAUCUUCCAUACGGUCAAACUCAACAAACCGUCCUGAAGAACGCUCUAGUGGGUGCAAAGAGAAGUAUGAAGAUGAGAUUCUGUAUUUUCCCUGCAUGGAAAUUCUCUAGAUGUUUAGGGCACCAAUAAAGUGUAAAAAAGCCA
This is a messenger RNA of Panthera uncia (snow leopard), 503 nucleotides long. Its product is annotated as atherin-like. The transcript has 2 exons. The record is from RefSeq and is a predicted model, not a curated record. The coding region runs from base 1 to 312 and encodes 103 amino acids. Lineage: Eukaryota; Metazoa; Chordata; Mammalia; Carnivora; Felidae.